AUGGAAGAUCCAAUAACAAGAUUUUAUAAAUGUCGAAAAACUUGUUGUGAAAUGUUGGAGGAUAGGGGUUAUAUUAUAACUCCACGAGAAAAACUUGAAAACUUUUCAUCUUUUAAAGAAAUGUUUGAAGAUAAUGAUAGACAACGAUCUAAAAUGGGUAUUAGUACUAGUCAUAAAAACGAUGCAAACAAUAGAAUUAUAGUUUACUUUGCAGAUGAAGUUAAAAAAACAGGGGUUAAACCAUUAAGGGAAUUAACCGAAAGGAUGGAAGAAAAAUCUAUUCAACGUGCUAUUCUUGUAACACAAAAUAUAUUAACACCUUUUGCUAGAGAUGCCAUUAAGGAAGCAGCCCCAAGACAUAUUAUAGAAAACUUUUUAGAUACUGAAUUAUUGGUUAAUAUAACAAAGCACGAAUUAGUCCCAAGGCAUAUUCCUCUAACAAGCGAUGAAAAAAAAAACUUGCUUCAAAGAUAUAAGAUUAUGGAAAAUAAAUUACCGAGAAUUCAAGAUGUCGACCCUGUAUGUCGAUAUUUUGGAUUAUCAAAAGGACAGGUUGUUAAAAUUAUUAGGCCUAGUGAAACGGCAGGAAGAUAUGUUACCUACCGAUUGGUUGUGUAA
Messenger RNA from Plasmodium adleri (nom. inval.), 618 nucleotides. RefSeq names its product DNA-directed RNA polymerase II, putative. Lineage: Eukaryota; Apicomplexa; Aconoidasida; Haemosporida; Plasmodiidae. The record is from RefSeq and is a predicted model, not a curated record. The coding region runs from base 1 to 618 and encodes 205 amino acids. Gene Ontology annotation, biological process: DNA-templated transcription. Gene Ontology annotation, molecular function: DNA binding; DNA-directed RNA polymerase activity. The transcript has 7 exons. Gene Ontology annotation, cellular component: RNA polymerase III complex; RNA polymerase II, core complex; RNA polymerase I complex.